Gloeophyllum trabeum ATCC 11539 is the source of this 1899-nucleotide messenger RNA. Its product is annotated as WD40 repeat-like protein. The transcript has 8 exons. The coding region runs from base 1 to 1854 and encodes 617 amino acids. NCBI's taxonomy places the organism in Eukaryota, Fungi, Basidiomycota, Agaricomycetes, Gloeophyllales, Gloeophyllaceae. The record is from RefSeq and is a predicted model, not a curated record. Gene Ontology annotation, molecular function: protein binding.
AUGAUUAUCUUCGCGGACGAGGGUUUCACCGACGAACGGAUGGAUGUCGACCACAAUUUAGCUUUGGCGUCUGCGGUGCGCAGUAACCUGCUGGGAGGCUCUGCGCAGGAACGUGAAGAACUCGCGUAUGCGCUAUUGGCGUCUCUGCCCAGGUCCAGAGUAGCCAAUAUCCAGCGCCGCAUUGCCCCUCUGCUCCAGCUUGAUGUUGUGGGUCUGUUACCAAAUGAGGUCGCCCUGCAGGUUCUCUCGCAUCUUCCAUGGCAGAGCCUAUUGUCCUGUGCGAUGGUCAGCCGUCGCUGGAAUGCUCUCGCGAAUGACUCGACGCUGUGGAAGCCGCUCUGUCAGCUCAAGGGAUGGGAAUGGAACGUCUCCCGCGCUCGGGGCCGCGCUUUCGAGCUUGACUCGGGAGAUGGUAUGGAUGAUGCGGAAGACUCCGAUGACGAAGGCAUGGGCGACGAGGAAGACACGCAUCUCUCCGGGGUGGGAUCCGGACCCUUGAUCUCUGAGCAGGAUGAUUCCGGCUUUUUAUCGAUGGACAUGACAUCGUCUGGCAGCCAGCCAUCGACGUCACGGACAGUCUCCCUGGGCCCACUAACGUUUCCUUUGCCGUUGUACCGUGCUCCCGGACGUGCCGCACCCCCAUGUCGCACGCCGCGCAAGCACAAACCCAAUGCGCGUCACUCCGCGCCGGCAAUCUUGCCUGCGGCCGACCCGUCCGCAUCCGUACGGCAAUACGACUACAAGCUGCUGUACCUGACGCACGUCCGGCUGCAGAACCGCGUGCGCGACGGGAGCUAUCGGCUGUCGUGCCUCCAGUCCCGAAAGCAGAACGCGGACGGGAGCGCCAUCAAUGGCCACUCUAACACCAUCUACUGCCUGCAGUUGUAUACAUACCCCGAGACGGGGAAGCAGGCCCUUUUUACCGGUUCGAAGGAUCGCACGAUACGCGAGUGGAACCUCAGCAAAGAGAAUGGAGGGGAACGGUACGGGAUGGUGGAGAGGGUCAUGGAAGGCCUGCAUGAUAGUAGCGUACUAAGUCUAUGUGUCGGGCAUGGGUACAUCGCUAGCGGCAGCAGCGACAGACGUGUUGGGCUGUGGGAUCUAGAACGGGGAGAGUUGCGGAGAGCGCUGCUGGACCAUGACGACAGCGUCCUCUGUGUAAGGUUCGACGAGCGGCGGCUGGUCUCCUGCUCGAAAGACAGGACCGUGCGGGUGUAUUCAUUUCCGGACCUGCAGCCCCAAUUCCUGCUGCAGGGCCACAGGGCUGCGGUGAAUGCAGUGUCCAUAUGUGACAACUUCAUCGCGAGCGCGUCGGGCGACCGCUCGAUGCGGAUAUGGGACGCCGACACUGGCGCGCUCCUCCGCAUAUUCGAGAACCAUCAUAGUCGCGGGCUGGCAUCGAUUGACUUCAAGUAUCCAAUGGUGCUGUCGGGGUCGUCCGACAAGCACCUGCGUUUCUUUAAUGUUGUCACCGGCCAAGGGUGGUCCACGUCACCGGAUCUUGAUAACACGCCUGCGCCACUGGCGAGCCUGCCGCCGUCGCCGUCGCCGACGGCGACGACGAUGUGCGAGGCUUGCGGCGUGGUCAAGAGGCGGAGGGAGAACCCCCAUACGGACCUGGUGAGGAGCGUGGCGUUGGGGGAUGAGUUUGUCAUCAGUGGGAGCUACGACUUUACCGUCAAGGUCUGGAGCAGGAAAACAGGUGCGCUCGUCGCUGACCUUACGAGGGGCCAUACCGGGCGAAUCUUCUGCGUCGGUUUCGAUCAUACGAAGAUUGUGUCUUGUGGAGAGGAUCAGAGAAUAGCAAUCUGGGACUUCUCGCAUGGUAUCGAUACGUCGUUCAUCAAGCUGUAGGAUACUAUCAUGUUGUACAGUCGAUAAUGUCAUCAUUUUUAUCGC